GAACCCCACACUUCCAUGAGAGGCCUAAAUCGAUUCGCCGCUUCCCCCAGCCGUCCUAUUACCGCUGCCUUCUAUGCCCAUCCUUACUCCACAUUCUCCGGCGGCGGCGGCGGCGGUGGGGCCGGAGGUAGAGGAAGGGGCCGAGGCGCCAGCUCUCCUCCCGCGCCCUCACCUCCGGCUCGUGUUCCAGGUCAACCCGACUCUACAGUCGACGACGAAGACUCAUUCGCCUCCUUCGGCCAUGGCCGCGGUCACCCUCCGUUGCCUUCUUCAGCUGACCUCCCAUCUUUCUCCUCUAUUAUGUCUUCCCUCAAACCUUCUUCCACUACCGGCCGCGGCCGCGGGCGCAUCACACCCGAUCUCCCUCACUCUCAGACGAAGCAACCCAUCUUUUUCAGGCGAUCGGAUCCGGACUCCCCGCCUGAGAAAUUUCAAUUUGCCGAUCCUGACGAAUCUUCCCCCCUUCCUCCGAGCCUCUCGCCCAUUCUAUCCGGCUCAGGUCGUGGGAAACCUACAAGAACCGCGGAAUCUGGCCCCAGGCCAAUUGAGGAGAAUCGGCACCUGCGCAGCAGCGGGCAGCCCAUAGGACGGAGCCCGCCGUCGUCGUCAUCCCAGCCGAAGCUUGGGAGCCAGGACGCUGCGAGAAGGGCAGUAGAUAUUCUGUCACGUGGUGGGCCGAGCGGGCCUGGGGGGAGGGGAAGAGGUGGGAGAGGAAUGGUAGGAAGGGGAAGAGGCAGAGGGAGAGGUGGUAGAUUUAGUGGUGGGAGAGGCCGUCGUGAUGCUGAUCAUGAGUUUGAUCUUUAUUUGGGGGAUAAUGCUGAUGGGGAGAAGUUGGAGAAGCGGCUGGGAGAGGAGAAUAUGAAGAUUUUAGCUGAGGGUUUUGAGGAGAUGAGCUGGCGGGUUCUGCCAUCGCCAAUGGAGGAAGCUUAUUUGGAUGCACUUCACACUAAUAAUUUGAUUGAGUAUGAGCCUGAGUAUUUGAUGGCGUUUGAUACAAAUCCAGAUAUAGAUGAGAAGCCUCCUAUGCCACUUGAAGAAGUAUUAGCUACCGCUAAGCCUUUCUUGAUGGCUUAUACGGGGAUGAAGAGUCAGGAAGAAUGGGAGGAAGCUGUGAAAGACUUAAUGGAAAGGUUGCCUCAUAUGAAAGAGCUUGUUGAUAUGUACUCUGGUCCUGAUAGAGUGACUGCUAAACAACAACAAGAGGAGUUGGAAAGAGUGGCAAAUACUCUUCCAGAAAAAGUUCCUUCUUCUGUAAGGAGGUUUGCUGAUCGUACUGUCCUUUCUCUACAGAGCAACCCAGGGUGGGGAUUUGACAAGAAAUGCCAGUUCAUGGAUAAACUUGUACGAGACGUUUCCCAGCACUACAAAUAAUUGGCCUUCUUUUAAUGCCAUUCUGCACACAACUUCAGUCCAUGCAGGUCAGGCGAUCUGUUUACAUUGAUCGGUUUGUAUUUCUGAAUACUGUAGGUUAAAUUCUUGUUAAGUUCUUUUUGGAGAAUUAUGAAAAUUAGUCCAGUAUUUUAGUGCAAGAUUUGCGAUCUUACCAUAGUCUACAGAGCAGGAUAUCUAAAUUCUGUAAUUCUUAAUUUUUUUUUUUUAUUUGAAUGUAACAUAUGAACUAUGCGGCAGCUUUCAAGUUUUUGCAGUAAUGAAUGAAGAGAUUUUAGAUUUGAACAA
Dendrobium catenatum is the source of this 1677-nucleotide messenger RNA. RefSeq names its product translation initiation factor IF-2. The record is from RefSeq and is a predicted model, not a curated record. Lineage: Eukaryota; Viridiplantae; Streptophyta; Magnoliopsida; Asparagales; Orchidaceae. Bases 16 to 1371 code for a protein of 451 amino acids. The transcript has 4 exons.